AUGGAGUUAAAUAACCUGGGUUUCUUUUAUGUUUUAGGGUUUAAGUGCCCGGUAUGCUCAAAAUUUGUACCCUCAGAUGAAAUGGAUUUGCAUCUUGUGAUGUGUUUAACAAAGCCAAGAAUAACCUAUAAUGAGGAUGUGCUGAGUAAAGAUGCUGGGGAAUGUGCAAUAUGCCUUGAAGAAUUGCAGCAGGGAGAUACCAUAGCACGACUGCCUUGCCUGUGUAUAUAUCAUAAAGGCUGCAUAGAUGAAUGGUUUGAAGUAAAUAGAUCUUGUCCAGAGCACCCUUCAGAUUAAGCAUCUGAUUCCUGUGUCAUGGGUUUUCUUGUCUUUUCAAGAUGCUUGAGAAAUCUGGAAGAUUUGAAGAUCUGUCUCUGGAAAAAAAAAAAAAAAUGAAAACUGCAGGCUUACUCAGCCCAGGAUCUGAGUUCUGUGACACUGAGUGCUCCAGAGAUGGAUGGGAACCACAGAACUUGAGUGCACCAAACUUGCAUAUAAGGGACACACAGGGACUUUGAAAAUGCUGCACAUCCUGUACUAGUCACUGCGUAGAUGAUACUGAUAAACAUUUUGUAUUUGGACGCCAAAGUUAACUAAUUUCAAAGUUGAUUUACUUUUUAUUAAGUUCUGUAGAGCUGCUGUUUUAUUGUAUUUGUUUUGUUUGUUUGUCUGUUUGUUUUUAGUUUGGGGACUUCAUAUUUUCCCCAGCAUAAUGUUUUUGCAUUCACCUGUUCUUAACUUGAAAACCAUCCAAUUUAGUUUUUACAAACUCUUCAAUGUGAAACCAAGAAAUGUAAUCAAAACAGUAUAAUAUUCUGUGAAUGGAGAGGAUAAUCUUAAGUUCUUCCUCCCCCCCCCACCCAUGUGUGAAACAUAGACUUCUGGGUAGGAAAGCUAAAUAUGCUAGUAGUUUGAAUUAAAGGUUUAAUAUUAUAAAAAUGCCAUCCAAAGAGUAAAUCAAGUUACAUAAUUACAUUUUACUUAAUUAAAUGUAGAACUGUCUGCUGAAUUGCAGUUUCUGAAAUACAUUGUUUCUUUUGAAAUAAAACUGCACAAUAGCUUGUUAGCAGUGACCAUCUUGCAGCUAUGCAACUUUGAAAAGUCUAGAUUUGCAGGUCUUCAUGCUGGGGCUGCAGUGACUGUCCUAACAGGGGUCUUUUCUUCCUUUCGUGUAACUACUUCAUUGUGCUUUGCAUUGCCAGGCAGUUUUCCCAUGUUUGGUAAAAUGUUUAGCAAGUUGUAAAUGUAAUACCUUAUGAAAAGGGUGAAAUAAACACAUCUGCAGUGGGACUUGUAGUAAUUUGAGGGACAUUUUAUAUACUUUUAAAAAUCAGAAUAUAAUUGGGAUGCCAGAUUUCUAGCAACUUGCAUUUUUAGUUUUCCAGAUAAUCUGGAAGUUAGCAUUUGAUAAAUGAUUUUUAAGAAAAUAUAAAGAUUUUGUUAAUUUAUAAUUUAUUAAUGUGUUGUUACUGUAAUUGAAAAUGUUGUGGAUACUUUUAAAUUGAGUCUUUGUAGAAAGAACUGUAUUAAGCAAAAUUAUGUGAAUAAAUAUUCCCCCAAAAUACAUCUGAUGGUUAAGAAUACUGGAAGAGUGCUGUCAGGCUGCAACAGUGGAUGUCUUUUUAAAAAACAUAUCAGAAUACUACAAGUAGGUUUCCUCAGGAGAAUGUUGCUCCCGAUCUAGUCCAUGCCGCACAGUCCUGCUGCCCUGCUGAGCUGCCCUGGGGGUUGAAGUGGGUGCUUCUCAGAUGCUGCUACUCGUACCUCUCAUUUGUCCCCAGCCCUGUGGCUUCUGCUGCCUCUUUUUCAGAAGGGCAAGGGCAGAAGGGCAGGGGUCUUCCCAGAUAAUGGGAAGAGCUGCACUGCUUUCCUACGGUUAAGCCAUGGGCUGUUAUGGUCAGUGGUCAGACACCCAGAACCUCAGUGUGGCAGCUGCCAGCACAGCUCUGUAGCUGCCUUUUUUCAGCCAGUUGUAGGAAGUUACUCUUCCCUCGGGGGAAAUUUUCUUUCCUUAAGUUUUUUUUCUGUUAAUAUGAAAUCUGAAUCUGAAUCCAUUUCACUUCAUCUUUCAGUCUGUAAGCUUUCUUCUUCUCUCUGAUUUUCCCCAAGCUCUUAGAAUGUGAAUAAUUGUUUUGCUUUCUACUACUGGUGUAUUGUUGUGGUAAGAAUUAUGUCCACUGUCUUCUCUUCUUGGAGAGCAGCUGUGGUAAUUAAUAUUUAGAAUCCCCUGGAAGGUGACCUGCUUUGUGUCAAGCUCAGCUUCCUGGACAUCUUGCCUCAGUUCACCCUUCCUUCACACUGUCCUCCUGCGGUCCUGACGGCUCAUGUGCCUUGGCUGCUGCCUCCAAGUACCGUGAGGUCAGAGCGCAGUGCUGCCCUGUCGAGGACAGACGGACUAUGCUUGUCUGGGUAGCGUUUACUGAAACAGCCUUUUUAUUUCUCAUAUUUUAUAAAAUUAGCAUUUUUACUUUAAAUUUUGUUUGCAAUGAUUUCCUAUAAAGAUCAAUUUAGAAAUAGAAGAAAAGAGAGGAGCUCAGAUAUUCCAGUUUCUGUUCAAAGUUCCUGUUCUAGGAAUGUUCUGUACAUGAGACUUUAUAUAGCAUUGCUUAUAAUAUUUAUCAGUCUGUGUGCGGACACUGAGUAGUAUCAGUCAUAAAAUUAUGUUAGCUAUCCGACCUGAUACUAUUAGCUAACUACUAUUAGCUAACUAUUAGCUAACUAACUGCUAUUAGCUAACUACUGAUAGCAAAUACUAUGGAGAUGGAAUCAAAACUGGGGGCCUCACUUACCCAGCCAAUCAUCCCCUUCUAGAGUCUUUGUAAAUGCUCCUCGGAUAAGGUCACAUGUGUAUGGAGAAGGAGGCACAUGCUUGGGUUUCUCUAGCGCCACUUUGUCCAUAGUGAAUCUAUUGCCAUUUUUUUUUCUCCUUUAACCUGGCUUUUCAUUUCCUCUUCACCAAGAUAUUUAAGAGAAGCACUGUUCUCUUUAGAAAUCCAUUCACUGUAGUUGGCCCUCUCUAGAGCAAUAGACAUAAUGAUUUUCAAACCAAGCUACCAAUCAGACUGCAUGAUUGUUUUAAGAAGAGUGUUUCUGAUUGUUAGUAAGCAGUGCUGUCUGCCUGACUUGUGUUAGGUGACAACAGAAGCCACAGUGUAAAGUCAUGUUGACCGGAGUGUACAGAGUUGGGCUCUCCAGUGCAAGUCUUCUGCAUUCUUUGUUACAUAAUAACUCGGUUUCCACCCCUUUAGACACUAGAAUGCAGCCCAGAAUAACAAGGACAAUCCUGAGCAGAGCUGCAGCGCGCACAACAAAGCUGUUUCCACCUGCUUGAGCACUCGGGAACGGCAGUGCCUGUUCAGACCUUAUGUCACACUGUGGUUCUAAGUCUGGGUGUGGUGAGGUUUCAGAGACCCGCCGUGCUCAGGAAACAGGAUUACCAUGAGGUCCAGGCUGGCCUGGGCUGCAUAGUGAGUUCUAGACUAGCCUGUCUCAAAAACAAACAAACAAACAAAAGCAAUCAUUUUAAUAUGUUACAGCAAGACAUAGGCAUGUUCCUUUCAGUGAAAGGGAUGGUGGAGUCAAUGUAAAUAGUACCUGCUUUCCUGUACUGACCUGAGUGAAGUACGAGGAUGGCCCCAGCAGGGAGCCAAUGGUGAGCAGAGCUCGAACUCUCACAGUUGGAGAGGAGUUGUGUCUGUAACCUGACUGAUAGCCACACUGCGCAUUGGCCUUUUGACCAGAUAGCCUUAUGCUUCACAGAGGAGGUUUCCAUCUAAACCAGAGCCAAUUGUCAGGGUGCACAAAGUUAGCUAGAGGCAAAUGGUGCUCUUGCCAGCAGUGCCAUUUGCUGGUUCUAGGCGCUCUGGCGCCUUCAGCCAUUUUCCUGUGGGUUUGGUUUACCCUGGUGUAAAUUCGGCAUUCACUGGCAGCAAGAGAUGAAGUGUGAAAUGCCCCUUGUCAAUCACUGUACAGAUAUUUUAACUUUAAAACUCUUAGCAUGCCAGUACUUUGGAGCCCAUUCUCUUCCUUUUCCUAAAAUAUGUCACUUGUAAUAUUUUCUUAGCUGUAUGGUAUGACUGCAGUGACCUUACCUGUUUCACUGCCCACUCUUUUCUCCUCACUUCUGCUGAAUCUGAAUGGUUGCUGCUCCACACUCCUGGUAGUGAUGCACUCCUGAAACCGUUGAUAAGGCACUUUUGGUGAUAACGUACCCAACUAAUACUCUUUACCAUAUUCCGUAAAUGUGCUUAAACUAGGAAAUAGAAAAAUAAAUAAAUAAAUCAAAGAGUUCUCUAUCUUAAGUGGGAAAUUCCUCAUCUCCUAAGUCUGUGGACUUUCUUUUAGAACUUAAAAGGCCUUGAACACCUUAAGAAAUGUUAAUAUUUAGUCAGUUGAAUAUGCACAAAUUAGUCAGUUGAAUAUGCACUGUCAUUGACCUCACAGGUUGGUUAUAUAGAUGUCCAAACUCUAAUUUCUUGACCAGUGGCUGAAAAUAAGAUUGUUUAAUUUUGUUUUGGUCUCUUUGUUUAUGGAGAAGCAAAGAGCAGUUGGCAUGAACUAGCAUCCCCACAAAUGAAGAAUGUGAUACUGUACCAUUUAUUGGCAUUCUAUGUUUCUUAGCUCUGUCUCUGGCCCAUGAGGAUCUCAAGAUUGGACAGACAUAAGUGAUAUUCUCCUGUCACUGAAGAGACAUUUCUGAUUUAGUAUGUUGGAGUUGACAUGUACCGAUCAUUUGUUUGGGAAACUUCACAACUGCUUGCCUAUUGUCAGCUGUAACUGGCGCCAGAAAUGUUUCCUUCAUUUGUCAACCACGUGCGUAUCUGGUAUGCAUGAGAGGUUGAGGCAGAGGCGAGGAUCACAGGUUUGAAGCCAGCUUGGGCUACAUGGUAUUUGAGAUCAGCCUGAACUACAAAAUGAGAGCUUGUCUCAAAGUUUGAUUGUAGUCUUGUUAGAGUGUUUGCUUGUACAUAGUACACUCAGGAGACAUUGGUCUGGGAAGAAAUGACAGAGCAUCGGACUUGGUGGCACUGAUUAGCAGUUGCUGUAUGUCUCUGCAGGUGACUUGUCAUGCGGGUUUCUUUGGUUGAAAAUCACAAUAUUUGUCUCCAUUGAUUUGCUCCAGGUUCCCCAACUUUUCUAUAAUACCUCUUGAUUUCCUCUAUCAGAAAGUAUUUUAUUCUUCUUGUUAAAUAAGGCCCUGGAACUAGAGAAAAUGUAUUAGGAACAGCCUGUAUUAGUGUGAUCUCAACAGAAACGGAACAGCUCAUCAUUGAUAUUUUAAUAAAUAAAAUUUCCAAAUGAUCUUGUUAAACUCUCCUGCUCUUUGGAAGUAGAAAAUCAAGAGUGCUCUGAAGGGAAGUUGUUGUGUCCUACCUAUUGUCUUUAAGUUGACAGUGCAUUGCAAUAGAACAUCUGAAUGCUGAAAAGUUGCCAUGCCGUAAUUGAUGUUAGGCCUCUAUUUUAUUACCCAUAAUAGCAAAGCUAGAUCUAAAAGUAUCAAAAUUUCUCAUAAGCUUAUGGUAAUGGACAAAGGCAUGUGUUUUCCCAUGACUGUAGGUAAAGGUGUCCUCUGGAAUACCUGAUCUAAACCUUUACAGUUACCAUGGAAAUGCAGCGGGAGCCCUGUUGGGAAGGGUGCACUGUGGGUAUGGAGCCACACUUUGUAGACUUCGUUUGUUUCACAAUUUGCCUUUAUUUUUGGAAGCAAUUUUUAAGAUAUAAACAACAUUGGGUUCUGUAGUGAACCAAUUAAGAAACUAGGCUUUGGGGCUGGACCUCCUAGUCUUGGGCAUCUCUGGCCAUGGGUUUUAUUCUCUGUGCCUUGCCUUGGUCUUCUGAUAUCAGGACUCCUGUAUUAAUAAGAAGGUAUAUGUAUUCCAAGUCAGUAAUAUACAUAAAUGUUGAUUACUAAACAAAAACAUUUGUACCCAUUUAUGAUUUUUAUAAUACAUUUAUCAUGAAGUAUCAUGGUAACAUCUGAGAUCUUAACUUGUGUUUUGAAAGAAGCCAUGGAUUAACAGAGCAUUGUGGGUUCUGAUUUCCAUUCUCAUCAUUUGGUGAAAGUGCUGUUUGAACAACUUUACAUUAAGGAUUUUGAUUCCAUGCUUCUUGGAACUAGGAACAUAGUAAUGAAAGUCAGCUGGCCCCUGGGAGCUUAAUUUAAAUUACUGUUGCACACUGGAGAGUAAGUAAUGAGCUGUAGCAGACAUAUUACAAUGUAAUACGACUCAGAAGAGAUGAGCGCAUGAUUAGGUCUUUAAGAAUAGAUAGAUGGCCGGGCUCUGGAGAAAGUGGGUAAAGAGAAGUGUACAGUAGACAGAAAAUGAGAAAAUCAGCCUUCACUCUAUCUAGGGAGGCAAGCAAACAGCAGCUCAUGCAGUGUGUGUGUGUGUGUGUGUGUGUGUGUGUGUGUGUGUGUGUGUGUGUGUGUGUGUGUGUGUCUAGCUGCGGUAGAGGACUUUCAGCAGGAAAAAGACAGCCUUGUUUACAUUCCAGAUUGGAGAAGGGAGACUGGAGGCAGAAAGGCCUAUUAGAAAUCUAAAGUAACUCGAAAGAUGAGCGGGAAGUAAAGAGGACUGAGACUUAGGAAGGAAAGUUGACUCACCUCAGUCUCCUCCUUGCAGAGAGGCAUAGAGAGCUGGUGGGACAACUCCUUGUUUUUGUGUAUCGCGAAAGGUUGACAGUACCUGGGAAAAUCCGAUUCUGCCAGGAAUAUCCUAAAGAGCCAUACAUAAGGAACGUACGUAUGAAAAUGAAUUGAGGUGGAGGACUGGAUAGAGGUUUGAGAACAAAGCCAUACACGAAUACUGGCAGUUGCUUCAGGGUCACGGUACCUUAGGGCUUCAAACAUUGCCAGCACUAACUCUAGAGUGAGGGGCACGGAGUUACUUAGCACUCUAGCUUGGCUAAGUUGGACCUCUCUUGAAGCCCCAUUGCCUUAGCUCCUGUUGCUCUGACCCUUGCUUAGUGAGUGCCAACCUGUGCCCUGAAACACUCUUGAGAGUUUUGUCUUGGGUUCCUUUCCAUUGUGCCUGACUUUAGAUCUUGACAAUGAAAAACAAAGGUACAACUUGGUUUGGGUUCUUGUACACAUCUAUAUCCUGGUGAUGAUUGCUCUUAAAGACAGAUUGGGUUGUGCUCUGUAGAAGGACCAGAAGGCUACAGGUUGCUGUUUCAUGGUCUUUGACUGGUGAAGUCUUGGAGGAGCAGCAGCCAUACAGGUCAAGGAGGCAGCCUGCUGAUGAUCUAGCUGUUAAGCGCAUCCAUGGCAACACCACAACAGAUUACUCUUCAGAGGACAGGAAAUCACAGACCAGACCUGUGAAACAGUGGUAUGUAUCCUGAGAGAUAUAUCCCAAGAUGACAAAAUCCCCUAAGUUUAUAUAUUUCACAUAAAAUGCUUUUUUUAAAAAAAUGUCUGCAAUACCUAAUGCUAAUAUAAAACUUAAAAUUUUGUCAAAUAGUGCUUUACUCCUAAUAAUAUUUUGUGAGCUCUUGAACUAACUAUGUUACGGGAGUCAGACAGACUAUAACCAAAAAGUACCUUCCCAAUAAAAUAAAUUUGACUUUUUACUAUUCCUGAUUUACUUGGUCCUUUGGGAGCUGAGUGACCGGAACAUAGUGUUGGCCAUAGUGUAAAACAACUUUAGGAAAAUAAACAGUUGCAUAUCAUGAGUCCUUGGUAGCUCGUUAAUGCCCGAGAUGUUUAGUGUUAGGUCAGGUGUGGUCACACACACCUUCAGUCUCGGCACUCAGGAGGCAGAGGCGAAUGAGUUUGAGACCAGCCUGGUCUACAACAGGCUGGUACUGAAACUCUCCAAAGAAGUGUAAGUCUAAUCACCACCCAGAUAUCCAGGUUCUGUACACCAAGGAUGACGUACAGUUCAUCUGUUGUUAGAACACAACCAUAGACUGCCCUAGAGUAUUCAGACAUGCAGAUCCAUCUUGCCAUGUAAUCAAUUUGACAAAAAGUCCCCAACUGAUACGUAACUAGGUCUUUGGUUUUCUAUUUUGUUUUCCAUCUCUGAGAUCUAUUUGGAACCAACUCUGUUUUCAGUGCUCAGCAGUUAAGUGACCAGUGGUUGUUGUCCUGGAAAGUCCAGGUUCAGACAACUCUUCCUCAGGAAUGUUUUCUGACUGUUUGUGCCUGGAUAGUUCUGAAGGCUUGAUAAGACCUUGACCUUAUUUGUUUAGCAGCUGCACGUGAGCAGCUCUUGCUCUGUAUUGGGACUCGAUGGAAAUAGUGUCAACUUCAGCAAAAAGAGCUUGAAAACCCUUUGCAAAAUUAGGCGUUUUGUGUAUAUUCACAGACAACUCUGGCCUUCAAUGUGGCUGCAGCUUUUGAUGAUUCUAUUCAGGCUUCGAUUAGCUUGUUCUCCUGCACAGGAGCUGAAGGGUUUGUGAGGUCUGAUGAACCAGAGUUGUUCAUGAGCUCCUUUUAGAUGUAUCACCUCUCAAGUUCUACUUGGCCAUAUUCCUGGCCAUUGUAGUUGACUUUACCAUGUUCAUGCUUGAUGCUGUUAAGCUCAUCCACAAAAUACUCAUUUGCAAAACAGACUUCACGACCUAGUGUGGGGAGCAGUCUAGAAGUAGUGAAGUCUAAAUAUUAUUGAGGCCACUGCCCAGAUUGCCAAAGGGUCUUGUGCUCCAGUGUCCAGCUGAAGGGAGUUCCUUCAGAUUGAACUGUGCCCUGGGAGAGGCAUGUUAAAUGUUUGUGCCUUUUGAUGCCUGUGAGUCAGUAAUUUCUCAGAAUGUGGCCAAGCAUUAAGAUUGACUCGAGAGGCAACAGGGAAUGUGGGGGCAGCUCUUUAAAUCUGUUAAGGCCUCAGCCUUACCACAUGGGCUCUAGGCUAAUCUUUGCAGUGUGGUUCUAUUGGGUAUCCAUACUCUGGAAUGGGUUCAAGAGACCUCAGACCUGUGCAGCCAGGUCUUGACAUCUCUUCUUCGGCUCUUCCUAUUAAGUCAGCAUCUCUUGAUGAAUGUUGAGAAGCUGUUCUUGGUGAUGUUAUAAAUCCUCCCCCUGUGGUAAGGAAUAAGUGACUUGCCAGGGCUCCGACAUUGAUUUUGCACAGCCAAGUUUAGUAGGUUCCUAAAACCUUUUUUACCUCCAGAGCAAAAGUCCUCUGACUUGCAGGCUUUUAUCUUCUUUAUGUUUAAUAAACUCAGCUUUGACCCUCAAGACUGAGCACUGACAUCUCUCUCUUGGCCCUGAAUCAGUGACCCUCGUGAGUCAGAGUUCCCAGAAGCACCCAGAACACAAGAAGUUACCAGGAACAAGGACCAUAGAUAGCAGUUAAAAAUAGUACCGCUAGCUGGCCUAGUAGCACACACCUAAUCCCAGCACUUAGGAUUGGAGGCAGGAGGAUCAGUAGUUUAAGGUCACCCUUUUUACAUAGCCAGAGACCAGCGUGGGCUACACAAGACCCUGUUCCCUAAAACAAAUGUUGCAUUCCAACGAGACAGAAAAAGCUGCCCCAGCCUGUGUUAGUCACAGAAUAAGCCUUCAGCUUAUUCCUACAGAGGAGCGUGUGAAGCUGUGCUGAUAGGGGACAGACAGGGAGCUGAUAUUUGCUCUUUAUAACAAAAAGGUUGGGAAUAAAAUAGAUCAACCAUAAGAAUAAACUGGACACGUGCCUAUAAUUCCAACACUCAAGAAUUGAAGACGGAAGGCUUGCUGUGACUUUGAGGCUAACAUGGGCUCCAUGGUAAAUACCAGAGUAGCUAAAGCUACCUAACUAGACCAUCUCAGAAAGAUACAGGUUUGAAACACUGUUCUUGAGUAGGCAUGUGUCCUCAGGUCUUGGAAGGAGUAAGGGAGGGCUGUUGCCCAGGACAGUGGUCUCACAUACCAAACUGUUGUGCUACUGAGAGCCAGUGUGUGCACUGCAGAUGCCAGGCAGACGUGGUAGCUCCAUUUCCUCAGCAAGAACAAUGGUGUCCUGGUCAGACUAGUUCUUUUUCAGAGCAGCUUUAGUCACUUAAAAUUUUACAUAUAACAGAAACCCCCUUGGGGAAUAGCACCUAAGGGAUUGGACAGAAAUGCACCUCCAUGGCUUUCUCUGCAACCAAAAUAGAGACCACUCAUCCAUCCUCAGUGUGACCUCAUGUCCCUUGAGUAACCUCCCAUCCGUCUGCUCAGCCCAAGCCGCCGCUGUCUGCUCUGCGUUGCUGUGUACUCAGUGAAAUCAGUAUUUUAUUUGUGUGUGGUUUCACUCAGCGUGGCUCUGUGAAAAGCAUCCAUCUUGUUACUUGAGUCCGUUUUCUUCAGAGAGUCGUGUUCUGUUACAUGAAGAUGCUGUUAUCCUAUUGGUGUGGACCUCAGCUGUUUUUAGUUUGGGUUAUUAUGAACAUUUAUAUACAAUGUGUGUGAACAUAUAACUUCAUUUUUCUUCAAUAAAUAUUGGUGGUAAAAUU
Molecule: messenger RNA, 10413 nt
Organism: Microtus ochrogaster (prairie vole)
Lineage: Eukaryota; Metazoa; Chordata; Mammalia; Rodentia; Cricetidae
Gene: Znrf2
Product: zinc and ring finger 2
Exons: 5
Coding region: 1-297 (98 amino acids)
Biological process (GO): proteasome-mediated ubiquitin-dependent protein catabolic process; protein K48-linked ubiquitination
Cellular component (GO): cytoplasm; membrane; intracellular membrane-bounded organelle
Molecular function (GO): ubiquitin protein ligase activity
Source: RefSeq, a predicted model, not a curated record